This is a messenger RNA of Cryptosporidium muris RN66, 1734 nucleotides long. Its product is annotated as RNA recognition motif. family protein. Gene Ontology annotation, cellular component: commitment complex; U2AF complex; U2-type prespliceosome. Gene Ontology annotation, molecular function: pre-mRNA 3'-splice site binding; poly-pyrimidine tract binding. The transcript has a single exon. Bases 1 to 1734 code for a protein of 577 amino acids. Lineage: Eukaryota; Apicomplexa; Conoidasida; Eucoccidiorida; Cryptosporidiidae. The record is from RefSeq and is a predicted model, not a curated record.
AUGUCACGAUAUAAGAGACGUGAGCGUCGUUCUGUAUCAUUCUCUUCAUCUUCAAGUUUCAGCCAUUCUUCUUACUCUGAUGAGUAUACUAACUAUGGAUACCAUCCUUACAAUUCCAAACAAUACAAAUCCAAACGAGAGGAUUUUAUAAGAAGGAAUAGAUACAAAAGUAGAGAUUAUGAUGCAAGUACUAGCCAAAGAAAGAGAGAUUCAGAUACGAGUAUCUCAAGUAACUACUGCAAUGUUAAUAAAUCUGAUGGUGACGCUUACGAGAGUUCACCUUUAGGCAAUCAAAGUGAGAAGUUUACAAAAAACUUUGAUAGCUACAGCAAAUUGGAUAAAUACUUUAGAUUUGAAAAAUCAAAUGAAUCAUCGUCACAUAUAUAUCAAGCUUCAAGUAGCCGUUCAGGUAAAGCACGACAAUUCCGAUUUGAUAGCCCUCCUAAAGAACUCCAAAAUCAACGAAGUUCUUCUAUUCUCACAAAUUUUACUUCUACAACAAGUAAUUCGAGCCCACUGAAUAGUUCAAAUACCGCAAAGCCUUAUAGGGAGGUUUAUGUUGGUAAUUUACCAAGUGGCAUUGGUACAACUACAUUAUUGGAAUUUAUGAACCAAUUUUUAAUAAAGAAUUGCAAUAUCACAACUCCAGGUAAUCCAUUUGUAUCAGCUUGGAUUAGUUCAGAUGGUAAGUAUGCAUUUUGCGAAUGUAGAUCGAUGGAAGAAGCAAAUAUGGCUCUUCAACUGAAUAAUACUAUAAAUUUGAAUGGGAAUAUUCUUCGUAUAGGGAGACCAAAAACCAUAGAGAAUAGCUCCAACAUAAAUAGUAGUAAUGAACCAAAUAAUAGUGUAGUUUCCAGUAUUUCUACUCAGAGCAACACCACAUUUUUAUCCAAUAUACAACCAAUAAUUAAAAAGGCUGACCGCAUUGUAAUUAGUGGAUUUCCAUACUCAUACUCAGAUGAAGAUAUUGAAGAUAUAAUUAGGGAAGUUAAUGGAAACCAAGCAAUUAAGUUAUUGUAUGUUCCUCCUAACUCUAAUAAAGGUAGAAUUGAAUCUUCUAAUUGCUUGAAAAUAGCUAUUUGCGAGUUCGAAGAUGUUGUAAUAACUGAGAGAGUUAUUAGAAGAGUAAAUACUCAAAAUGUCUGCAACUUAAAAUUAAAUGCAUUUAGAUCUCAUGAAGCUUUACAAAACAAGUAUAUUCUCAACGUAUUAUCUGAUGAAAUUCACAAGAUUUAUGAUUAUGAAGUUAAACAAUUAUCCUCAGAUUAUUCAGAAAUCUCCACUUUUUUAUUACGGGGGCAAAUACCCUGCCGUUGUAUAAAGAUUUCCAAUAUAAUUACACCAGAAGAACUAGUUGUAGAUAAUAUAUAUAACGAGAUUAUGGAUGAGAUAAAACAAGAGGUUUGUAAAUAUGGCAAUAUUAAACAUAUUGUAAUACCUCGACCAGCAAGUGCUUUUAAGAGCGAGGAUUCAGGAUAUUUUUCAAUUUAUGGUAGUGUAUUUGUAUUGUAUAAUGAUGUUCAGAAUGCGAUAGAUGCUAAGAUAAACCUUUAUAAGAUGAAGUUUUCAGGACGAUCAGUUUGCAUUAGUUAUUAUCCUGAGAAUUACUUUAUUCAAAAUAACUUUUCAUGGACACAUGGUAAUAGAAGUAUUCCGUUCAGCUCUGAAGAAUAUUUGAAGCUUACAGAAAAUAUGCCGUCACAAGAUUCAUACAAUAAGGAUAAUACUGAAUAA